Molecule: messenger RNA, 753 nt
Organism: Eremothecium sinecaudum
Lineage: Eukaryota; Fungi; Ascomycota; Saccharomycetes; Saccharomycetales; Saccharomycetaceae
Gene: SPC29
Product: Spc29p
Exons: 1
Coding region: 1-753 (250 amino acids)
Biological process (GO): spindle pole body duplication
Cellular component (GO): central plaque of spindle pole body
Molecular function (GO): structural constituent of cytoskeleton
Source: RefSeq, a predicted model, not a curated record
AUGAAUAUGAGCACUUUUCUUAACCGACCAGAUACGGAUGAUACUUUGCAAAAUAUUAGAAAAGAGUACUUGAAUACAAAGCGAAAUCUUCAUGAGUUACUUACUAAUAGCCCUACUAGGAUUUCUCAAGGCACCAGGAUGAGUGCGGAGGCAAUUGGGAAGGGCCCAACUACUCAAUUUGGGCUUCAGCAACAGCAACCAAUGCCAAUGCCAAAGCCAUCACCACACCACGCGAUAUCUGAUCAAGAUGAAAAACUACGACAUCAAUUACGCGAUUAUAUUAGCAAUAAGGAUCGGCAUAUGGCCCCCGUUGCAGGAUCAGGCAACAAGCCUAUUAGGGGUAGUGCUUCUAAUAAUGACGGUGGACUUCAACGGCAACUAGAUAGCCAAAAUUUCAUACUCAACUCUUUAAAACGGGAAUUGGACAUGCAGCGCACAAUAAAUAGUAUGCUAUUUGAGAGGCUAGAACGCCUUGAGGAAGAAGUGCGAUAUAUAAGACAUACUGGGAUAAGACAGCAAACUAAUGUCGCCAGCGGGAGGUCAGUCAGUAGUGCACCAAGCUCAUCGCAUACAAACGGUAAUGGUGGUACAAGCUAUGCAUCCGGAGAUGACACAAAAAUGCUAUUACACUGGGAUCAAAUGCCUCAGGCUGGUGCUAACAAAACAAUUAAGCACCGAAGGUCACUGUCGAAUCUGGACGAUAGUACCGCGCGCCUAAUUCAAAUGUCAGGUCAAUUUCGGCCAAGACAAUAG